AUGAACCUGAUGGAUAAAAAGAAGUACGUGGUGCAUUACCGCAACCUGCAGUUUUACAUUCGACACGGAAUGAGAGUAACGCACAUACACCGCGUGUUGAAGUUCACGCAGGAGCCGUGGAUGCAGCCCUACAUUGACUUUAACACGCAGAAACGCACAGCAGCGAAAAACGACUUYGAAAAGAAUCUGUUCAAACUAAUGAACAACUCCGUCUUUGGUAAGACGAUGGAAAACAUCCGAAAGCGGGUAAGCAUAAGAAUAGCCAGCACCAGAGAGGAGGCAGAAGCAUACGUAUCACAGCCAGGGUUCGUACGCUACGUAAAAAUGCUGAACUUCUACGUAAUUCACAUGAAGAAGGCGAACCUUUUACUGAACAAGCCCGUUUACACAGGCUUUGCGGUGCUGGACCUAUCAAAGCUGCUUAUGUACGAGUUUUACUACGAUAAGCUAAAGCCAAAGUACGGAGACCGCUGCCACCUUCUGUACACGGACACCGACUCCUUAAUCCUCGAAGUGCAGACGGAAGACGUUUACCAGGACUGCCUUAAGGACCUCGAUGAGUACGACACCAGCGCCUACCCAAAGGAACACUUUCUUUACUCCGCGAAAAACAAGAAGGUAAUAGGGAAGAUGAAGGACGAGAUGUCCGGUAAGCCCAUAGUAGAGUACGUGGGUCUGAAACCCAAGAUGUACAGCGUUCUCAAAAUGGACGGUGUAGAAAAGAAAGCGAAAGGCGUAAAAAAGUACGUGGUUAAGAAGGACAUUACGCACGAGUCCUACUUGAAGGUCCUGCGUACGCGUAAGGAACAGCGGCAUAAGAUGAACAGCCUGCGCAGCUACGGACAUCAAAUACACAACGUUACGCAGGAGAAGGUGUCCCUGUCUGCAUUUGACGGCAAGAGGUGGAUGUGUGAUGAUGGUAUCCAUACGAUAGCAUUCGGACAUCACACGAUAAGCAGUUCUUCUUUGACGAACCCACGUGUGGGACCAUCAUGA
Actinia tenebrosa (Australian red waratah sea anemone) is the source of this 996-nucleotide messenger RNA. RefSeq lists its product as uncharacterized. Lineage: Eukaryota; Metazoa; Cnidaria; Anthozoa; Actiniaria; Actiniidae. The record is from RefSeq and is a predicted model, not a curated record.